This is a messenger RNA of Tarenaya hassleriana, 981 nucleotides long. Its product is annotated as pathogenesis-related protein 1-like. NCBI's taxonomy places the organism in Eukaryota, Viridiplantae, Streptophyta, Magnoliopsida, Brassicales, Cleomaceae. The transcript has a single exon. The record is from RefSeq and is a predicted model, not a curated record. Bases 73 to 585 code for a protein of 170 amino acids. Gene Ontology annotation, cellular component: extracellular region.
AAUCUAAGUCUAUAAAUACAACAUCCGAACAAUAACACUCUUCACUUAAAUCCCCCGCCAAACAAAAAAAAAAUGUUUUUUUCUCGUAACUUAGCCGUAUUCACAUUGCUGUCUUUCGUAAUAAUAUGCCAUGCCUAUCGUCAUGUACCAAACCCUAACGCAAAAGACGUUGACCUCCAACAGCAAAACACGAUCGCUUCUCACAACAAGGCACGGGCCGAGGUUGGUGUCGGACCGAUGACGUGGAAUGCCACGCUGGCAGCCUAUGCCCAAGACUAUGCGAACCAGAGGGCCAAAGAUUGCGCCAUGCAACAUUCCUCCGGACCGUACGGCGAGAACCUAGCCGCUGGUUACGGUCGCAUGAGCGGUCCUGACGCGACGGCUUAUUGGUUGACGGAGAAAGAUAAUUACGAUUAUGCCACUAACUCGUGCGUAGGGGACGAUGUGUGCGGCCAUUACACUCAGAUAGUGUGGCGUGACUCGGUCCGGCUCGGUUGUGGCUCGGUCCAGUGCGAGGAUGGUUAUGUUUUUGUGAUUUGUAGCUAUGACCCUCCGGGAAACUAUGUGGGUCAGCGUCCGUACUGACGAGAAGUUGAAACAUGAUGGUCUUGUGCUUUACAACAACAUUAAAAACGAAGUGAUUUUAUGUGCUAUGAAGAUGUAAUACAUUAUGAUAAUUGAUACAAAGAAUCAUUAGUUUCGAUAAGAUUAUUAUCUAUAUAUCCGAACACGCGAUAAUUUAUAUGAUAUUGUCUAAAGCCGAGCAUUUUAGAUUUUGGUUCGGAAUUUAGAUUUUUUGGUUCAAAACCUCUUAUAUAAUAGAUUCCAUUUUUAUUGACGAAAACAUUAAUUUUCUACAUGUUUUAGUGUUUUUGAUUGUUUUUAUAUUCGAUUUAAAUCCAGAUUUUUCAAUUUCGAAACGAUCAUAUACCCAGGGAAACAUGGAUCACAUGUAUCCCCAAGUAGAUCAAAGCAACCACC